Medioppia subpectinata is the source of this 1563-nucleotide messenger RNA. NCBI's taxonomy places the organism in Eukaryota, Metazoa, Arthropoda, Arachnida, Sarcoptiformes, Oppiidae. The record is from the annotation of a GenBank genome assembly.
AUGAAAGACAAUCAACACUUCCGGACAUUAUCUCAAAGUUUGGAUCAAUUGAAUGACCAGAAGAUUACCACAAAUGACAGUCAUAUUAGCACUGGAUCUGAUAGUGGACUCAAGAGUUCAUUAAAUGACCAAAAAUCAAGACAAAAACGAUUGAAAACUCAAGAAGUGAUUGAAUCAAAUGAAGACACCAUUAGUGAAGACUCGGAUGAAAGUUAUGUCAAAUCUAUUAGAACUUUGGCCAAAAAUAAACGCAAAUACACUAAAAGACAGCCAAAAGUGUCCACAAAAGCGAAAACAAAACAAUCGAUAUCUCUAUCGAAACCAUUAAAAGAUAAGACAUUAAAGACAGAGACGAUAACCACCGAUGACUCGAACGGAGACAACGAUUACACGAUUGAAAGCGAUGUCAAACCGAAGAGGACUCAGAAGAAGAAAUGUGUCGUCCCAUUGACUACCAUAUUGUCGACGACGUCUGGUCUUAAUCUGUGUCGCGAUAACAUCAAGAAGUGUUUGGAUUUGUCCACCAAUUCAUACAAAUGUCCGGAAACGGGUUGUCUGUUCUCUUCGGCCAAACAAUACUUACUCUUCUGUCACAUGUAUAGCGUUCACACCGAACGGCGGAUCAAAUGCACGCACGAGGGGUGCGACAAACGCUUCAUUAAACCCUCUAAAUUGAGCGCACAUUUGAUUGUCCACUCAAAGGACAGACCGAAGAGGACUCAGAGGACCACAUCUAUGGUGCCCUUCAAAACCAUACUAACGACGACAUCGGGUUUGAAUCUGUGCCGCGAGAACAUCGAGAAGUGUCGCGAUUUGGCCACCAAUUCGUAUAAAUGUCCGGAAACUGGUUGUCAGAAGUUUACGGCCAAACCGUACGCAAUGUACAAACAUUUGUAUCAAAAACAUACCCACCGGCGGAUCAAAUGCACGCACGACGGGUGCGACAAACACUUCACCGCUAUGUGGAUAAUGACCAGACAUUUGGCCACACAUUCAGACGAGAAGUCGUUUAAAUGCGAUUACUCCGAGUGUCAACACUCGUGCAGAAGUGCGGCCGCUUUGAGAUUACACGUGACUGACCGGCACUCGACGGACCAGCCGUUGAGAUGCCAUUACGCGGGCUGUCGAGUGGCCCACAAGACAUAUGGCAGCAAAAAUGCUUACGAACAACAUUUGCUGACACAUAAAGCGGAGCCCACCUUCCGGUGCGGAACCGAUGGUUGCGAUCACAUGUUCUUCACGCGCGGCAAACGGAUCAGACAUCAGAUCGAAGCGCAUAAUAGGAUUCCCAAUACCCGACGCAAGUAUCGGUGCGAUUGGCCCGGAUGUGAAUGGAUGGGCGAGAAUAUACAGGACCACAAACGCGAUCACUUAGGCAUCAAACAGUGGCCGUGUCUUUGGCCCGACUGUGGCAUGAAAUUUAAGGCGAGAGUCAAUUUCGAAGACCACAUGAAUAUACACAACAACGUGAAGCCCCACUCAUGCCAUUGGCCCGGAUGUGACUUUCGGGCUUAUGUUAGGACUAGUGUUAAGAAACAUAUUAACCGCAAACAUAAAAAAUAA